Messenger RNA from Condylura cristata (star-nosed mole), 1884 nucleotides. It is a transcript of the gene SOSTDC1, whose product is annotated as sclerostin domain containing 1. The record is from RefSeq and is a predicted model, not a curated record. Bases 355 to 882 code for a protein of 175 amino acids. Gene Ontology annotation, molecular function: BMP binding. Gene Ontology annotation, biological process: negative regulation of Wnt signaling pathway; negative regulation of BMP signaling pathway. The transcript is spliced from 3 exons. NCBI's taxonomy places the organism in Eukaryota, Metazoa, Chordata, Mammalia, Eulipotyphla, Talpidae.
AGGGUCAUGUAGGGAUCCCACCCCUUCUCUGUGUUUCCACUCUGCAGCUCUACACAACUUUACACCUGAAUGAACGCCAAACCUCUGUGGAUAUAUAAAGGGAACCUUGAGGAAGAAUUUCACAGUUACAGUGCAGAAGCAGAGGGAAAGGAAUUAACCAGCUCUUCAGCCAAGCAAAUCCUCUAUUCACCAUGCUUCCUCCUGCCAUUCAUUUCUCUCUCAUUCCUCUUGCAUGCAUUCUAAUGAAAAGCUGUUUGGCUUUUAAAAAUGAUGCCACAGAAAUCCUUUAUUCACAUGUGGUUAAACCUGUUCCAGCACACCCCAGCAGCAACAGUACGAUGAAUCAAGCCAGAAAUGGAGGCAGGCAUUUCAGUAACACUGGACUGGAUCGGAACUGAACAAAAAGCUAGACAAGUCAAAAUCACCCCGCUGUACCCAAGUGCAUUCCUAAGGCAGCUGCAGGAAGCUCGGGUUCAAGUGGGUUGUCGGGAACUGCGUUCCACCAAAUACAUCUCAGAUGGCCAGUGCACCAGUAUCAGCCCCCUGAAGGAGCUGGUGUGUGCGGGUGAGUGCCUGCCCCUGCCUGUGCUCCCCAACUGGAUCGGGGGAGGCUAUGGCACCAAGUACUGGAGCAGGAGGAGCUCCCAGGAGUGGAGGUGUGUCAAUGACAAAACUCGGACCCAGAGAAUCCAGCUGCAGUGUCAAGAUGGAAGCACGCGCACCUACAAGAUCACGGUGGUCACUGCCUGUAAGUGCAAGAGGUACACUCGGCAGCACAAUGAGUCCAGUCACAACUUUGAGAGCAUGUCGCCAGCCAAGCCAGCCCAGCAUCACAGAGAGCGGAAAAGAGCCAGCAAAUCCAGCAAACACAGCAUGAGUUAGAACUCAGACUCUCAAAACUGGACUCACUAGUAACCAUCUGCUUUACAGAUUUGAUUGCUUGGAGGACUUAAGCCUGCCAUUGCUAUUUUCUCACUCGAAAAUAAAUGCUUUCUGCUUUGAUCAAACCCAGCAAGCUGUCCUAAGUAUCAGGACCUUCUUGGAAAUAGUUUUCCUUUUCAAUUUUUUCAAGAUAUAGACAUAUCCAUGAGUGCAAUUUGCAUUUAACUUUCGUGAAUCCUGUAGCUUUAAUUCCCUGUGGUUCUUAAAAGAUUAUAUACAUCACUAUAUAUACAUCACUAAAUCAUGUUUCAAAAGAGAAAAAUGCUUCUCAGUUACCUGCAGCUCCCUGGCCCAUCCCCCAGACAAAACCUUUUCAAAAAGGAUUUUUUUAAGUUGUUGCCUUGAACAGUAAACAUUUCAGUAAAUACUUGUGGGGGUGGGAGGGUGGUAAUUUUCAAGGGAACAGUUUAUCAGUCAUAAGUAGUCUCCCUUUGAGAGAAUGAAAAUCCUCAUGAAAUUUAACUUCAAAAAAAGUCCUAUAGUUUUUACAGUCUCACCAUAUGAAAUUAUACCCUGCAUGCUGACCCUCGCUUGGAAUGGAAUGCCAGAAAUGCAUGGCAGCAGCUAAUAAGUAAAGCUGAUUAACUAUUUAUUUGUCAAUGUUAUUAUUUAAUGAGCUUUCACAUGUGAUUUUUUUUCAAAAUGUUAAUUUUUUUUUAUGUUUUGAAGCUUUUUCAUGUACCUAAAUAUUUUCCCUUGUGAUUUGUGGUUGACCUAGAAAUAUGAGAAUACUUGUAGAUAUGUAAAAUAAAUAUUUUAGUUUCCUUAUUACAUAUAUGUUUCAUCAAGAACUUUGCCAAUAGUAUGGAUCUUUUUAAAUCAAUAAGAUGCUUUGUAAAGCUUUGUAAAGCUGAAGUAUGUAAUACUUUCUUGUUUAAUCUGUGCAAUCAGAAGGUGACUUGACCUUCAGUUCCAUUAAAAAAAAAUAAACACUACAAAAAG